Dendroctonus ponderosae (mountain pine beetle) is the source of this 721-nucleotide messenger RNA. RefSeq lists its product as uncharacterized. NCBI's taxonomy places the organism in Eukaryota, Metazoa, Arthropoda, Insecta, Coleoptera, Curculionidae. The transcript is spliced from 4 exons. Bases 63 to 674 code for a protein of 203 amino acids. The record is from RefSeq and is a predicted model, not a curated record.
GCAAAUAUAAAACCAGUAACUUGCAUUGACAGAACAGUGACAAAGCCGAACAUGGGACAGAAAUGAUUUUGGAACGUUUCUUCGGCAUCUUGGGUUUUCUGAUUUUUUAUAAAAAUGUGCCUUGUGCGGGCGAAGAGGAAUACACGUUUGUUAAUAAAGUGCGGUUUCCAUUUUCGCAGUUUUAUGACCCGUUUAUGGGGCUGAUCAUAGCUUUUGAUCUGAAGCUGGUACCAUCGGAAAUCGAUGCAGAUUUUGGAUGGAAUAUGGAAGCAAACUACUUUUUACCUCAAAAUGAGAGUGAAUACACCUUUCCUCCAAUCAUACCAUCAGAAUCGGCAGAAAGGGGCUUCUUUGAGCGAAGCAUGCUUUAUCGGAUGGUGGAAGUAAAAUUGGAACCUUUUAGCAAAAACUAUGGAGGAAAAAACUGCUUUCUAAAAAUAAUUUGCGAACUAUCUUGUUACACAACCAAAGACACCGAUGUUCUGGGAGACAUAUUCCAUAUUUUAUUGAGCCCCAGCUCCUCUGUGAACAAAAACCUUCCCUCCAAGUAUACCAAUGCCGAGGCUUAUGGAAGACGAAACCACCACUGCAAGAAGUAUUUGAAGAAAUGUCCUGUAGAUCUAGUAGCGGUAUUUAGCGUGCUUGGAGAGCUUCUAGACAGUCAAUUUACCUAGGAAAUUGUUAAUUAUUAAUCAGAAAAUAAAAGUCAAUCGCAAAAUAA